Messenger RNA from Dendronephthya gigantea, 1483 nucleotides. Its product is annotated as solute carrier family 22 member 18-like. The record is from RefSeq and is a predicted model, not a curated record. Gene Ontology annotation, molecular function: transmembrane transporter activity. Gene Ontology annotation, biological process: transmembrane transport. Lineage: Eukaryota; Metazoa; Cnidaria; Anthozoa; Malacalcyonacea; Nephtheidae. Bases 106 to 1416 code for a protein of 436 amino acids. The transcript is spliced from 7 exons.
CCAGACGUGGUCUUUAAAUUUCAUUUGUUAUAAUAACAAUAAAAUUAUUUCAAAGAUCACAAAAGUGACAAAACGCGUCAUGGUCUAUGGGUUUUAGAUACGAUCAUGUCAAGCGUUUUAAGGAAAAAAUACGACGAUUUAAAGUCGGAAAACACGACGGUUAUGUCCGAGGAGAUAGAUCAUGAUUCUAAAAAUGACGAAAAUUUUGCAUCGGAGGAGAAACCACAGCCAAAAAGACGGCUACUGGUGUUUGCUGUUCAUUUCUGCAACGUGUUGUAUUCGUCAUGUUUCUGGAUUAAUAUCGGUGUCUAUCCAUAUAUAACCAAAUCUCUCGGGAUCGAUAUGGUCACCUAUGGGUAUCUGCAAACAGUGUUUGGUGCCCUCCAGUUGCUUGGUGGACCAAUCUAUGGACGUCUGGGUGAUAUGUUUGGAAGCAGAGCUGUACUUAUGUUAGCACAUUCUUGUGGAUUUUUCAUUUAUUUUCUUCUUGCAAUCGCUAGCAGUCCCGCCAUGCUGUUCCUCGCACGGGUGCCUGGGAUAUUCAUGCAUGGUGCUCAAGGUGCCCAGAUGGUCAUGACAGAUUUGACAAGCCACAAAGAAAGAGCAGUUGCAUUGGGUCAGCUUGGAUUUUCCUAUGGAGCAGGAGUAAUUUUGGGACCAUUUAUUGGUGGACAAAUUUCAAAAUAUUUCUCUAAAAAUGCUGCUCUGAUGUCAGCUGCAUUUUUAUCUGUGUUUGCUGUGGGAUUUGUCAUGAUGUUCAUACCAAAAUUCACAAGGCAAAAAACAGAGUCAAAUCCUAAGCAGCAAGCCUCCCCUGUGUCCUUGUUUGAUGUGAAAAGAAUCAAAGAGCUGAUGCUAAUUCCAGGUGUAGGAUUGAUCUACGUAAUGAAACUAAUAUCUGGACUACCAUUUGGUAUAUUUCAAUCAAUGUUCUCCUUAGUCGUUGUAAACACAUUCGGCCUGACUCCAGCUCAGCAUGGGAUGUUUAUGUCCUACAUUGGAUCACUCAUGAUUCUUGUGCAAGGUUUUGGUGUGGGUUUUGUUACGAAGCGAAUGAACGAAAAAAAUACUUUGGUCCUGGCAAUGAUUUUAUGCUCUUUCGGUUAUGUUCUUUUGUUCUUCAGCUCUCGCGCGCUGCAUCUCUGUGUGAUGGUCGUACCUCUUGUUUUUGGUGGUGCAUUGUUUGGCGUGAUCACCAACUCCAUUCUAACCAAACUAGUCCCAGCAGAAGACACGGGCUUUGCCCUUGGCAUCUCCUUUGCCACCCACGCUCUCAUACGGACAAUCGCCCCAACGGUCGGCGGAAUCCUUCUUCAUCGCUUCGGGUACACGUCGUUUGGAACCGUAGGAUUUGUAGUUUGUUUAGGCACGGCACUGUUCUUGUUUUUAAAACAAAACAUACAGACCGAAUCGUGACAAUUUUAUUCAAAUGUAAUUUAGACUCAUUUUUAUGUACAAUUUGUGGCAAUAAAUUAAUGACAAU